Molecule: messenger RNA, 1173 nt
Organism: Microthlaspi erraticum
Lineage: Eukaryota; Viridiplantae; Streptophyta; Magnoliopsida; Brassicales; Brassicaceae
Source: the annotation of a GenBank genome assembly
AUGGCUGUAAUUCCUCGCUCAGAUCCACCUUCACGGAUCCACCCCGAACCACAAACCCUAGAAAUCGACCACUUCGAUCGUCUCCCAGACUCGAUCCUCCUCCUAGUCUUCAACAGAAUCGGCGACGUGAAAGCGCUCGGCCGAUGCUGCGUCGUCUCCCGGAGAUUCCAUUCCCUCGUUCCUCAGGUCGAGAACGUCGUCGUCCGCGUUGAUUGCGUGAUCUCCGACGACGAUUCUUCUUCUCUCUCUUCAAUCAAAUCCCGCUCCGCCGCGUCGAUCUCAGCCGGAUCGUUCUCCGCCAUAUUUCGCCUCGUCGUCGGCGGCAUUGUGAAGCCGUUACAGGCUCUAGGACAAUUCCUCGGCACGAAGAGGUCGUGUGGCUCAGCUUCUUCUUCUUCUUCUCUGUCUAUCAGUGGAGACGAAGGCGGAGAGAUGGAACAAGGCGGCGUGACUCACCAUUCUCCGACGCAGGUUUUGAAAAACUUCGACGAGAUUCGUUACUUGCGAAUCGAGCUACCUAGCGGCGAGCUCGGGAUAGACGACGGAGUUCUGUUGAAAUGGAGAGCACAAUUCGGCUCAACCUUAGACAACUGCGUGAUUCUCGGCGCAUCCUCGGUGAUCCAACCGAGCCAAAUGCGAAUCUCUCAAGGCUUAGACACUACAACCACCGUUGAACCUUCCGGCGCCGCCGACGACAAUGGGAGCAUACCGGAAUCUUUUUACACAAAUGGAGGUCUAAAGCUGCGUGUUGUAUGGACGAUCAGCUCCUUGAUCGCCGCAUCAGCACGGCACUACUUGCUACAGCCAAUAAUCGCAGAGCACAAGACGCUCAACAAUUUAGUCCUCACUGAUUCCGAUGGGCAAGGUGUGCUUUGCAUGAACAGAGACCAGCUCGAGGAGCUGAGAGUGAAGCCAUUGUCAGCUUCAUCGGCUUCUAAGAGGACUCUUGUGCCUGCUCUGAACAUGAGGCUAUGGUACGCUCCGACCUUGGAAUUGCCUGAUGGAACUGUGUUAAAGGGUGCGACUUUAGUGGCGAUAAGGCCGAGCGAGUCGUCGAAGAAGGAAGUUUCUGAUAUCUCUUGGGUAUCUUCGGCUUUCGAGGAGCCGUAUGAGACAGCUGCUAAAAUGCUGGUUAAGAGAAGGACAUACUGUCUUGAAAUGAACUCGUUCUAG